ACCUACACAAAUGAAUUCUCAAGAGAGGAUACUGACUGAAAAAAAUGAAGCAAUAAAUGGUUUUAGAGAUCACUGUCAAACCAGCAGUAAGCGUUAAAUAAAUUAUUACGGACGUCAGGUAUUUUUCUGUGUUAUGUAGCCUUGCACGUUAAAGGAGUCUUUCUAUCUUACAUUUCGGAGGUUAUUUUAAUCCCCUCCAGCCACCGGAAGCGCUAGAUAAAGCCGAGGUUGCAAAGUGCGUCACAGCGCGGAGCUGCGGAGAACAAACUGUGCCUGCAGUCCAGCGUCGGCAAUAUUUCCUUUUCUAUUUCGCAAGAAACCCGAGCUGACGUUUCCUCUCCGGCAUGGUGAAGAUUGCUUUUAACUCGGCCCUGGCCCAGAAGGCGCUGGGCAAAGAGGUGCCAGCCGCUGUGAAGGAUCCUGAGCUGGCCUCUGCUCCAGCUGGCAACGAGGGCUCCACAGGUCGCUGUCUGCUCACCCUGCUGGGCAUCGCCUUCAUCCUCAGUGGGCUCAUUGUGGGGGGAGCGUGUCUCUAUCGAUAUUUCACCCCGAAGAGGCUGUAUCACGGUGCGAUGCAGUUCAGUGACGUGUCAGCUGGAGCUGGAGGAGAGAGCCAGCCAUACUACCUGCCGCAGGUGGAGGAGGAGGUGGAGAUCUCUGACAGCAUGGCUGUCAUUAGUGUCCCACCACCCCGCUUCAGACCUGGAGACCCUGCUUACAUCCUGCAUGACUUCAACAGGAAGCUGACAGCAUAUCUAGACCUGACUCUGAGGACCUGCUUUGUGAUUCCUCUGAACACCUCAGUGGUGCUCCCCCCUCAGGACCUCAUCGACCUCUUCUCACAGCUGAUGUCUGGCUCUUACCGCAGCUACUUGGUGCAUGAGGACCUGGUGGUGACAGAGCGCAUCAAUGAUAUCAAGCCUCUGGGCUUCUACAUCCGCCGGCUGUGUGAUGGAAAGGAAACAUACAGAAUGCAACGCCGCUCCAGCCUGCCAGGCGGAGGCAUCCAGAAGCGUUCUGCAGAUGAAUGUUUCACCAUCCACCACUUUGAGAACAAGUUUGUGACAGAGACCAGGAUCUGCAAGGCUUGAUGGGAAAGCGUGAGCAUAGGGCAGAAAGCCUCAGAGAAAGAGUGAUGGAGAGCCAGAGAGAGACGGAGACAGAGACCGAGAGAGGAGGAGAGAGUAGGUGAAGGAGGGAACAACUUUUAGCAGAAAGUUACUUUUGUAUAAAACUCCAGUUUUUGCCUCCCCUGCUUUAACCCCAGUGAUAAGUGAAUUUAAGUUAUAGCGUUACAUAGCCUAACCCCCAUCCUCUGCUGUAUUCCCCUGAAUCUGUAUAACUCAUAGCUCUCUUGUUCAAAAAUUCACUAGUUAAUCUCGUACUAAUAACCAGCAUCACCCUGCUUACUAAGUAUUAAGUUUCAUUUGUUCAGUUGUUUUCUUUUUUUGUUCUGUUGCUGUAGCUUCCUGCAGCCUUCUAGUUGUUACUGUAUUAAAACAUCCAAAGACCUCCAGAUGAGCGUCCUUAUACUGAUAUUCCUAGUGAUACUGAGAAGUCAUUCAUAUCAGAACUGUUUGUGUGUCAGCUUACUGUUCCUGCUAGAACAGCCUUGACAAGACCUACUGUAUGUUAUGGUAUGAUACAGCACAAGUCACUCUACAGAUGUAUGGUACUAUUCAGUACACAUGUAACAUGGUUGUUAAGGUCUUUUAUGGGUGGUACCAGGGAAGCCCAGAGGUCUCAGUCACCAUUUUUGUAAAUAUUUCCCAGAGUGCCCUGCUGCUCCCAGAGCCCUCUGCUGUCCUGCUGUGUGAUGACUUUGUGUAAUUUGAUGGUGUUAUGCCUGAUGGUGAACAGUCCAGCACCCUAUAUGACAAGUGUUUGUGUUUGUGUAGAAACCUCAUUUGUAACAAUAAACUUGAAGGAUUGCUUGGUGAGCUAAGGAUAAGCUAAAGGAAAAUGUCACCAAAUUUGAAAACACUUUCCCUCUGAGUUUUUGGACUCUUAUGUAUCAUUAAUUUGUAGUCCUGUGACCUGAGAUGAACUUCACUGAGAUAGCUGUAAUUUAUAGCUUCAUAUUAGUGGAUACAAGUUUUGCAGAACACCAUAAAUUUUAAGUGGUCACAGGAAGAAUAUGUUUGUAAAAAAAUUGACUGAAUCUGCAUAAAACUCCUUUCCUUGAUCUUGAAGCCCUUAAGGAAAAAUGUGGCCUUCAGCCAAAUUAUUUUGAGUUGCUUUCAGUGGUUUCACAUUCGAUGCCUGCACAGAAAGACAAUCAGGAAAUGGGUUCAUGUGUUUCUGUCUCAGUGUUUUAACAAUGCUAGAAGAUUAGAGAAAAACCAAUGUUGUGUGCAGCUACUGAACUUGAACUUCACUUUGUUGUUGAAUAAAGUUGCAUUUCUUUACCUAUUGAA
Molecule: messenger RNA, 2417 nt
Organism: Scatophagus argus
Lineage: Eukaryota; Metazoa; Chordata; Actinopteri; Scatophagidae
Product: integral membrane protein 2A-like
Exons: 6
Coding region: 345-1091 (248 amino acids)
Biological process (GO): negative regulation of amyloid precursor protein biosynthetic process
Cellular component (GO): extracellular exosome; Golgi apparatus; plasma membrane
Molecular function (GO): amyloid-beta binding
Source: RefSeq, a predicted model, not a curated record